GAUUACAAUGAAAAAGAUGUUUUAUGAUGGCAACACGAUGAUCGUUUAAUUUUCUAUUUGUUUUUGAACGAAAAUCAAUAUGAAAUGUAUACUUAGCAAAGUAUGCACUUGAAAAUAUUCUGAUAAGUAUAUUUAUGGCGAUUGGAGCCGCUUCAUAGCGGUCUGUCAUUAUUGUAGGAGUGGUAUUUUUAUAAACAAAAAUCAAAUAUACAAAUAGUUAAGACAGAAAUAAUAUUUCAAGUUAUGUUUAUAAGAGGUAUGAUCAAAGAAGAAUAAAUCAUCAUGACAAUGGCAAUGCGUAAACGGAGUGGUUCUGGUUCUAAACGUCAACACAAAGGAAAGCUUGUACCUAUUUAUGAAAGUUUUUUUAAAGGAGAGGAUUUAACUUUGGCACAUCCUAAUUUUUGGAAUGAAUUAUUUCUUAUUAAACCUAUGGUUCCUCACAUAGAAAGUGAAAUUCUUCAUAUGACGUUAGAACAAUUGAAUGCAAGCAGAGAAAAUUUAAAUGCUUUAGUAUGUCAUUGCGUAGAUACAUUAGUUGAUGAACAUCCAUUUAGAGUAGUAUAUGCGUUACAAACUUUAGCAGCUGUUAUUCAAUCUAUGUAUAAAAAGGCUAGUCAGGGAGAUUGCGGAUUUAAUUUAAUAGACAUCCUUGUAGGUUUUAAUUCCGCUGAACAAAGAAUGACCACAUUAAUGCAACAUUGUAAUAAUUUUUUAACAGGUGAAUAUCCUGAUAGUUUAAAAGCAUUGUGUUUAAAAUUAUUACUCAUUAUUGUUACCGGAAUGGAUAACGUAAGCCAGAAUACAUUACUGGAAUAUGUGAUGCUUAAUAGUGUUUUCGAGUCUUUAGUUCAAUUAUUGAGAGAUACAGGUGCUAGAAAUCGUCAUGGUCAUGAUGCAGUUCUAUUGUUAACACUUUUAGUUAAUUAUAGAAAGCAUGAAAGUACAAAUCCUUAUAUUGUUAAAUUAUCAAUUCUUGAUGAUGAGUUAGCGCUUAAUGGAUACGGACAAGUAAUAUCCAGUUCAUUGACUGAGUUUUGUAGACAAUUUGCUCAACAAAGAACAGAAAUACAAGCGUCAUGGUUAUCAUCAUUAACGAGUAUUGUUGGUAGUAUGUUUGUUGGAGAAGAGGAAGCUAAAACGCAACAAGUUCGUGCAAAUAAUGCAUUAUUAUUAGCUUUAUACGAGGCGACACAUUUAAAUCGUAAUUUUGUAACUACAUUGGCAUAUACACAAAGUGAUACGAGUGCUCCACCUUCGCCAAAUAAUACUCUUGGUCCUAAUGCCGUAGCUCCUGGUGCUCAACCACCAGAUGUUAUGGCACAGCCAUUUAAUUUACUUGCUACAUUUUUACAAUAUUGUUCUAUAGUUAUGCAGGUCAUAAGAACAGAGGCAAUAAUGAAUAAUGUUAAAUUAUGUUUCCUAAUAUUAAGCUGUAUUGCGGAAGAUCAAUAUGCAAAUAGUUUGAUGCAUGAUGCUAAUUUAGCAUUUAGAGUACAGUUACACAGAGUACCAAUGCAUCAUAGAAAGUUACAGGAUAAAAUAGCACCUGCACAACCUCUUGCAGCUACAUUGCUCGAUUUAUUAGUCGAAUUUAUAACAUCGCACAUGAUGAAGAAAUUUCCUCUUGAAUUAUAUCACCAAUGUAUCGGUGUAUUGCAAAGACUUUUGUGUUAUCAAAAAAGAUGCAGAGUCAGACUUGGAUAUCAAUGGAGAGAUCUUUGGACUGCCUUAAUUAAUCUUUUGAAAUUUCUUACUACUCAUGAGAGUCAUCUGAUUAAAAAAAUGAAUAUUUUUCCAUUAGCUAUUCAGGUUGCUAAUAUUUUGAACUUUUUCAUUACAUAUGGAGAUACAUUUUUAUCUUCGUCGAGUAGUUACGAUGAAUUAUUUUAUGAAAUUAUACGAAUGAAACUUAUUUUUACUAAUUUAAAUGCUAUGGCAUUAAGAUAUUCAACUAGUGAAUCAUAUGAAUAUAAAGAACAUGCACUUAAAUUAACUAAUUCAUUAGUUAAUAUGAGAGAUAUUGUUAAUCAUUUUUCACCAAAAAUAACUGCAUGGUUAACAAGCGAAAGCCUAUCUACUCCAUCCGAACAACAAAUUAUGUCUAUUAUAAUACAAAAUUAUGAUAGUCUUACUUUAAAAUUACGAGAUAAUUUGGAUCAGUACGAAAGAUAUUCGGAAAAACCUAAUCAUACAGCUUUUUUCGAAGAUAUGGUAACAGGUGUUGUCAUUGACACUCGAGGAUCAAUUGAUCUCAGUACAUUAGAUACACAGGCUAUAUUACAAGAAUUAUCAAAUAUUUCGUAACAGGUUGAAUGUACAUGGUUAAUUCUCUAUAUAUAUAUAUAUAUUUUUUU
Messenger RNA from Polistes dominula (European paper wasp), 2357 nucleotides. RefSeq names its product armadillo-like helical domain-containing protein 3. Lineage: Eukaryota; Metazoa; Arthropoda; Insecta; Hymenoptera; Vespidae. Gene Ontology annotation, cellular component: cytosol. The record is from RefSeq and is a predicted model, not a curated record.